This is a messenger RNA of Leptomonas pyrrhocoris, 712 nucleotides long. Its product is annotated as ADP ribosylation factor 3 putative (ARL-3B). The coding region runs from base 176 to 712 and encodes 178 amino acids. Gene Ontology annotation, cellular component: cytoplasm; microtubule cytoskeleton. The transcript has a single exon. Lineage: Eukaryota; Euglenozoa; Kinetoplastea; Trypanosomatida; Trypanosomatidae. Gene Ontology annotation, molecular function: GTPase activity; GTP binding. Gene Ontology annotation, biological process: cilium assembly. The record is from RefSeq and is a predicted model, not a curated record.
GAAACGUUGAGGGCUUUCAGCGAUAGCGAGGGCGGCAGGUCCAAAGAGAUGAAAACAACGUUGACUAACUCGUCCUAAUAUAUAUUUUUGUAGAUAAUUUCACUCUGCUCUUGCCUGCGUGCGGGUAUGAAGCCACGCUCAUUCCUCAAAUGGUAUCUAGUCCGUCGCAAUCGCAAUGGGCAUUAUAGACUUUUUCAUGCGCAUCCGGCCCACUAGCAGGCACGCUAGCAUUUUAUUUCUCGGCUUAGACAACGCAGGCAAGACGAGCAUUCUGCGACAGCUAAGCGACGAUGACAUCACCCACGUCACCAGCACGCAGGGAUUUCAAAUCAAAAAGCUCAUCGCUGGUGGUAUCAAACUGGAUGUGUGGGACACCGGUGGUCAGCGAGCGUCUCGCUACUACUGGAGACAGUAUUUUAAGGAGGCAGACGUGAUCAUCUACGUGGUAGACGCCGCAGAUCCUCGUCGCGUCAUGGAAGCUCGACGUGAACUGGAGCACUUGCUCGAGGAGGAGAAGGUGGCCGGUAUACCGAUGCUGAUAUUUGCCAACAAGCAGGAUCUGAUUGGGGCGAUGUCAGCGGAGGAGGUCACGAUGGCGCUCAACUUGACUGACCUCCGCGACCGACGGUGGCACAUUCAAGCGUGCUCCGCGAAAACGGGUGAAGGGCUCGACGAAGGAAUCAGCUGGGCUGUGAAGCAGAUCAAGAACUAA